AUGGAAGGUGGCGGCAAUUUUGGUGGCAGUGGCUUGGCACAGCAAUCCCGGAGCAGGAAGAAGACAGUUUUGCAGGACUGGCAAAAGAAGGCCCUGCUAUCAGCUUUCACCAAGAGACCUUACUUGAGCUUCAGGGACAGACGGGAGCUGGCCAGGCAAAUGGGGCUCCCCGAAUCCCGCAUUCGCGUGUGGUUUCAGAACCGCAGAAAUCGGACUGGACACUUGGCACAGGGCCCGAAGCGCUGCAGCAGAGGCUCUAGCGGGCUAGGCUCCCCACAGCACCAGGAAGAACUUGGCUCCAGGGCACAAGGUAGAGGCAUGCCCUCAGAGCGCAGAAGGCCUCGCACUCGAAUCACCUUGCCACAGCAAGAGAUCCUACUGCAAGCCUUUGACGGGAACCCACUGCCAGGCUUUGCCACCAGGGAGGAGCUGGCACAGAGGACAGGUUUGCCCGAAGACACGAUCCACAUAUGGUUUCAGAACAGAAGAGCAAGGCACCCCAGCAGGCUCAGGCCCACAACACAAGAUCAAGACUCGCUGGCCUCAGGUGUGCCACAUGGGGCCCCUGGAGGUCCACGUGGCAGGGAGCAGGAAAGUGCCCAGGACAGCUUCUUGCCACCGGAUGAAGCAGGAGCUAUGGGAAUGGAUACCUCGCGGCCUAGCGAUCUGCCCACCUUUAGCGGAGAGUCCCAGCCUUACCAAGAGCCAGAUCGCACUGGACCAGGCCAAGCACGGGCCCCCACUCAAGCAAGCAUCACAGACCCUCUGGACUUCCUCCAUUUUCAACUGCUGGAUCAAGUCCAACUGGAGGAGCAUGCACCAGCGCCUAUGGAUCUGGAUGGAGGUUCUGGUGGCAGGGAACAUCAAUUGGCCCAGGACGGCUUGUUGCCACUGGAUGAAGCAGGACGAGUGCUCAACUAUAUCUCCAGCUUUACUGGCCGGCUCACCUUCUGGAGAGAGACCCAGCCGUGCCAAGCAGCACAGCCCUCUGGAGCAGGCCAAGCACAAGCCCCCAUUCACGCAAGUAACACAGACCUUCUGGAGUUGCUCGUUUCUGAACUGUAGGAUCAAGUCCAAGUGGAGGAGCAUGCGCCAGCCCCUCUGGAUCUGGGUGGAGCCUCUGGUCGCAGGGAGCAUGGAUUUGCCCAGGUCAGCUUCCUGCCACUGGAUGAAGAGGCAGGAGGUGUGGGAAUGGAUACCUCGAGUCCUAGACACCUACCCACCUUCAGCAGAGAGUCCCAGCCUUCCCAGUUGGCACAGCCCUCUCAAACAGGCCAACCACAGUCCCCCACUCAAGACAGCAACACAGACCCUCUGGGGCUCUUCCUUGUUCAACUCCUGCCCGACGUCUCUGUUGGAGGAGCAUGGGCCCGCCCCUCUUGGUCUGGAGGAGGCAUGGAAGCAAAUGGCCACAAUACCUGA
Messenger RNA from Apodemus sylvaticus (European woodmouse), 1422 nucleotides. RefSeq lists its product as uncharacterized. The record is from RefSeq and is a predicted model, not a curated record. NCBI's taxonomy places the organism in Eukaryota, Metazoa, Chordata, Mammalia, Rodentia, Muridae. Gene Ontology annotation, molecular function: DNA binding.